AUAUAUAGCAAAAGGCCAUAAACUCAAAAACUACAUAAAUGGCUUCCUCUCUACCAUUUUCUUGCAGCUUCAAACUUCCUUGUUUUUGCAGGCUCAAAGAACUCAAAUACCUUCAAGUGAGAUCGCAAAGCUUUAGUGAUGAUGGAACAUCAGCAAAUAUUGUGGACUCAAACAUGGGAACUCUAAGGGAGAGAAUAGCACAAGUGAGAGUGAAGGAUAGAUUGGAGAAAUGUUGCAGUUUGGAGAGCCUUCAAAAUGGAUGGAAUUAUGAGUCUGGUUAUAAUAAUAAACACAAGAGAUAUAGUUUGUUAUGUGAGGGAUUUGAGAUUGUGAGUUUUGCUGGUACUGCACUUGGCUUUGUCUUUCUUAGUGGUUCUCUUUGCUUAUGCCUUGUUUCUCUUCUUCUUCAUUUAUAUUACUAAUAAUAGAUAUAUAUAUAUUAGCAUCACAAAUUUUUACU
This is a messenger RNA of Jatropha curcas, 460 nucleotides long. RefSeq lists its product as uncharacterized. Lineage: Eukaryota; Viridiplantae; Streptophyta; Magnoliopsida; Malpighiales; Euphorbiaceae. The record is from RefSeq and is a predicted model, not a curated record.